AUGUCGAUGUGGAUGUCGGACAGCCAAAAAAUUGGAGUUGUCUUCUGCUCUGGCGGAGGCUUCUUCCUCAUCGGAGGUGUGAUGCUAUUCUUUGAUAGAGCCAUGCUUGCCAUGGGAAAUAUCCUUUUCCUCAUCGGCUUGACAAUCAUCAUCGGACCUCAAAAGACACUCCUCUUCUUUGCUCGAAAGCAAAAGGCCAAGGGCACCGCCGCCUUCUUCCUCGGCUUAAUCCUCAUUCUCAUGAAAUGGACCUUUAUCGGCUUCCUCGUCGAGGCGUAUGGAAUAGUGAUCCUAUUUGGAGACUUCCUCGGUACGAUUGCUAGCUUCGCGCGUGGGCUACCCGUUGUAGGGCCCUAUAUCGGAAUGCUCGUCGACAGGAUUGGUCUUGGUCGACGCAACGCCGAGCUUCCUGUCUAG
Messenger RNA from Fusarium vanettenii 77-13-4, 417 nucleotides. RefSeq lists its product as uncharacterized. The transcript has 5 exons. Bases 1 to 417 code for a protein of 138 amino acids. The record is from RefSeq and is a predicted model, not a curated record. Gene Ontology annotation, cellular component: endoplasmic reticulum; Golgi membrane; Golgi cis cisterna. Gene Ontology annotation, biological process: endoplasmic reticulum to Golgi vesicle-mediated transport; retrograde transport, endosome to Golgi. Lineage: Eukaryota; Fungi; Ascomycota; Sordariomycetes; Hypocreales; Nectriaceae.